AUGAAUACAUAUUGUAAAUGUGUGGAAUAUUUACGGAAUGGUUUUACGAAGUGUUUAUGUGCUAUGAUUACAUGUGAUCUAAAAUCAGAUGCAUUUAAUAACUCACAAUUUCUCAAUGAAUUCGAUAUUCCAGGCAGUCAAAGUUUCAAUGAACGUUGGCAUAAGAAACUACAAGUAGACGAAUUGAAACAAAAUGCAUCAGAAUCAGAGAAGCAAUUAGUAUUCCUCAUACAUUUGAUUAUUUUAUAUAAUUUGUAUGAUAUAUGGCAGAGCAUUGUUAAGAUUGCUGAAACAAUUAUAACUUCCAAAGAAUCCACUAUAUAUAAUCCUGUACUUUUACAAUGGAUAUUAACUACACGUCCUAAACUUGUCGAAGCCAUCUUAAGUUAUCCAGCAAUCCAACUAUCAUACAAUUAUCAAUGUAGUCGAUGUUUAUAUAAAGCAAUACUUGAUAUUUUAUUAUCUGUUGAUGAAGUUCAAUUAAAUAAUUUGUUUAGAGAGUUUCCAAAUCAAUACGGUUGUAUUGAUUAUUUACUUUUGGAGUCUGUACAUAAUCUAAGUGAUCGGAUCACAAUGUGUAUACAGAAAAUUGAUGUUUAUCGUUUACACCUGAGAAAUAUCACCAGAUUAAAGCUUCCUAACGAUCAAGAUGUAGAAAUUAUCAAUAGUCCAUUGAAAACUUCUGGUCAUCUAGAUUUGGCUGACUCAAAUACUUUAAAUUUACGUCACACUUUAUCUCGUUGGCGUGCAAUUCUCAUGAAGAAGCUUAUCAGUGGUCAUAAUUUUGAGCGACGUUUAACUUACUACUCGGAGAAACUACACUGUUUAUUGCUCAGUUUGAAAUCUGCUAAGGAGAUGGAAACGUAUGAUUACGUAGAGAUUGAGAAACGUCUAUCUCAUUCACAAGUAAUAAUGGAUCAAGUUAACAAGUUGUUACAUGAUCUUCAAACUAUUCCAUUUCAAACAUCUAUCAAUCAUUCAAUAAAUUUUAUCAAUCUUAUCAAUCAACUUUUAGUAUUACGGCAACAAAAUAUUGUUCAACAUAUUUUAAAUAAUCGUUUAAAAUAUUAUUUAUCAGAAUUACAGAAUUAUUCAACAAUUUAUCAACGUCUUUUACAUUUAUUUCAACUUGGUAAAGAAGAUUGUAAACAAAUUAUGAAAGAGUUAAUUUGUGUGUUAAAUUUCAAAGGAUUGCCAAAUUCAUUCAAUUAUCAUAUUGAUAUGAAUAAUAAAUUCAUAGAUUAUCAACAUUUAGAAGAACCACUUUUUAGAAGGAAUGUAAAAUCUCCAGGACUAGGUGGAUUAGAACAGUUAUUCUGUAAACUUUCUAUGGUUGAUAAAUAUUGUACUGAAGCGCAAAGAUACCUUGGUCAAUCGUGUUCAUUGUUCCCUUUAAAUUCGACAUCCCCCAAUGAUUAUGAACAAAUGAAUGAUUUUGGUGGAUCAGAAAGUUAUCUUAACAGAUUAACUCAUGAACUUGUUAUGAGUAUAUUAUCACCUUCGGUAGUAAAAAGAAAAAUUCAAUGUUUAACUGAAAAAUCGGAAAAGUUAAGAAAUAUCUUGUCUGCAUUUGAGGAUAAUGCAAAUGAAAUGAAUGCCUUUCGAGAUCAGUUAUGUUUAGCGAUACCACAAUUAACUGGUUAUCAUUUAUCUAAUUUAAUAAAAGCUGUAGAUCAAUUAGAAAUAUCAGCUAAUAAGAACUUAAAUGAAUCAUGUCUAACAGAUCCUGUUGAAAAAAGGCAUCCAGAGUUAGGCAUAUAUUUAAAGCAUGCUGGUCAACGAUUAAUGGAAUUGGAAACCUGUUUGGAACAUAGUCGUGAAGCUGCUAGUAUUCUCAUAUAUUUUGAAUGUGAAUCUCAGUUCUUCUGGUCAACAAAAUUGCCUUCAUUACCAAGUAAAACCAGUGAAGUGUCACUGGAACGUGGUCUUCUUUUCCAGUCUCAUUUUAAAACUUCUCCUGUAGCUGCUAAACUUCAUACAGCAUGGAUGAAAUUAACACAACUAGGUGACCGCCUUGGCCGAAUACAAGCUGGGUUACCUGUUCGCCCAACUGAAGCAAAUGGAGUAGAGCGUUGCGAAACGUAUUAUUCUCCAUCAUUACUGAGAUGUCUUCAAGCCUCCGUACCAAAUAACCACUGUGAGAUACCCUUAUCAUCCCCACAAAUGCAUCAUCGUUUCUCCACAGUUCUUCAGAGUCACUUAUCUUCAACACAAACUCAACCAAACAUGUCAGAUGAACAGCGAACAAAAUUAAUGAAGAUUGAUAGGAAAAGGAUUAAUUGCUGGAAAAAUGACGAUUUGAACGUAUUUACUACGGAAUUUCCGUACGUUAGUGCUGAUAAGUUACGUCGUAAACAAACUAAUCUGCGAGAUGCACUUGGAUCACACAUGUGUGUUCAUCCUGAUUGUAAAACUUCAAGCGGGAAAUGCAUGUCAAUUCAUACCGUUCAUAAUGAGAAUCAAUUAAAUAUUGAGAAUAAAAUUGAAUGGAUAUUUAAAAAGUUGGUAAACCUACACACUUAUCUACAAAAUGAUUACAAUGAAUCAUUUAAUUGUGAAGAAUUACAACGACAAACAAUUUCAAUUUCAAUGUCGGAAUUAUGUGACCUGGUUAGAUAUGCACGUCGGUUACGAUGGCAUAAGUCUCAUAGUUUGCAGUCAGAGUAUCAAGAACUAAAAAGUCUUAUUGAUGAGUUAGCGAAUUCCGAGCAUCCAAAAGUUGCCAUCCUUCAAGAAUAUUUUCAAUCCUUAGAAGAUUUAUGGUUUGGUAUGCAGAAAUCUCAAGUCAAGUUAAGUGAUUGUACAAAUGAAGCUUCAUCGUAUUCAAGAUUAUCUAUUCCACGAAAUGUACCGGGACAACACUCAGUUAAAUCUGACAAUACAGAAUUACAGGGUAAUAAUAUUGAUUCUAAACAGUAUACCCCUGGUGACACUUCCUCUCAUUAUCAACCUUUCUCUGUACACUCUACAACUUCAACAACUAUUUCAUACAAUCCUAUUUCUAUGUCGCAGGAUUAUACAACACAUUUUAUUCAAGGAGUAAACGACAAACCUUCAAAUAAUGAUCUGCAAUUAGUCAAAAAACAAAUCGACAGUUCUUAUGCAGAUGAACACUGUGACUGGACGUGGCGUGAAAUGACAACUCAUAGAUUAGGCCCACAACCACUUGUGUUUCCCUCUUCUGCAAAUGCAAAUCAUAUCUUUCAAACUGUAAACUUAAAAAAAGCAUAUGAUCCUACUACUUCAGUUGAUUUGCAAUUAAAAAAUGAAACUACUAAAUAUUCCGAUGCUAUUAUCGACAAAAUGAUUAGUGAAUUAUCCUCAACUACUUCAUCGUUUCAAAAGAUUUCUUCGGAUAUGAAUGGAACUAAUUCGGGAACUAUAUUUGUUGAAAAAGAGAGUACUUUGGCUGUAGACAACAAAACCCUUUCGAGUAUACAUAACCAUGGAAUAAAAGUUUUACCAAACAAUAAUUUGGAGAGUGAUAAUCGGUUACUAAAAGUUAUUUCCCCUAGCGUCAAUCACAGAAAUUCAGUUUUACGGUUUAAUAAAGUGUGUAUUGAAGUCCCGUUAUUGCCAAACGAUGUUAAAAAGAAUUUUAAAGUCAAAUCACAGUCUGCUGAAAUCAAUUCUCAUAGUGGACUUACGAAUUCUAUGACUGAUAUUGUCCAAACAAACUCGUGUAUGUCUGCUUUAACCUUGAGUUCACAGCAUGAGCAUUGUAUAGAUGCUUUUCAUAAACCUGAUGGAGUAGUGACUUCAAAUAGUCGAAUAUCGCAUUCUACUAUUGAUCAUAUUAAAUUCAAACCAGUGAAUAUAUGUUUUGAUGACAAAGCAUCAAUAGAACUACUCCCUAACAAGCUACUUAGUAGUCAAAUUCAUGUGAAUACUAACACAUUAGAUUCAUUAGGUGAAAGCAUUGCAAAUGAACAAAAGAAAGGCAUAAUCAAUAAAUUCUCACCUAAUACAACGUUGGAUGUAAGUGAAAAACAUGAAUUUAUCGGAAAUAAUUAUAUUCUUUCAGAUAGACAAUUACAAAUUUCUUCACCAAAUAUAACUCCAACUACAAUAUAUAACAUCAAUAGACAGUCAGACUUUCAUGAUGUUAGUACUAAUGACUCAGUUUUUCCAACUUCAAUCAUGACGCCAACAGCUACAACAAUUAAAAUCAAUUUGACUGAGCAUACAUUGAAGUUUGGUCAAAAGGAAAAUAGGCCGGAAACAAAAGAAAGUUGUUUAACAACUUCAUUACAUAGAAUAGAUCAAUCAUGCGAAUCUUGUUCUCCUAUAAUACAAGCAUCAUCUGUACCACUUUGUCUUCAUUCUUCUUCUACUAAGAGAGAUCUCAAUGCCAGAAAAAUAUUUAAUGAAAUUUACCAAUGUCAUCAUCUUGAUUCAUCUUUCAUUUUUCAUGAGGGUAACAAUGUUAAUGCUAAUCACAACAAUAUCAACUCAAUGUGUGGUCUAUGUAAUCACAUGAGUAACUUACAUACACUUAUUUCUAAUUUACAGUCACAUUUAUUAUCGAAUCGACAAAAUCGAUUAUCCAAUUUAUUGCCUAUUGACGUAGAAUCAUUCACAUUGACAUCAUCGUCAAUUUCAUCAUUAUCUUCCUACUGGUCACCAAUAAUUAAAGAAUAUUUAUCGAUUCUAUGUGAAAUUAAAUCGGAACUUAAUUCAUUCCAGUCAUUACAUUCUGUUACUGAAUAUAGAAUUAUUCAUUUACCAGAAUAUAAAUCAAUGAUUGAUUUACUCAAUAUAUGGGAUUGUAGAUUACAUGAUUUUCUAUGUCUACGUUCGUCGGACUCCUCUAAACCCGGUGUUGAUAUACCUCAAACACGUUGGCUUACACUAUUUAUUACUAUUAUACAACAUAAUGAAAUUCAAGUGGAGUAUUUAAAAACAGUUUUUACAAGUUUAUUACAUGGUAUUGAAAAUGAGGACUAUGAAUCAGUGAAAUGUAAUAUAAAUACGGACGACACUAGUGAUAGGAGUUCUUGUUUGUCACAAAUAAUCCGAUAUGAAGACAAUUCACACUGCAGUCGAAGGGAUCCAACUGAAAGGUUUGCUAAAUCAUCUAAAACUGAAUAUUUGAAUGACCUUAAAAGUAGAUUAUUCUCUCAUGAUUUUGAUGACCAACAAACUAUAUCGUUAUCACUAGAACAACCAGCAUCAGUACAACCAUUGGUUACUUUUUCAAGAGAAAAGACGAGUCAUUCAUUUCAGACUAAAAUGACAAAAGUAGACAAUGAACAUAAACCUUUCACUGUCUUUAAUACAAUUAGCAUCCAUAGACAGACACAUGAGGAUAAAGAACAAACAUCUCGACAAUCAAACAGUUUUGAUAAAAUGUCGUUUGAACAAUAUUUACAUAGUCUAUCUCAGAAUAAUUCUUGUAAAAUAGUCAAUGGUAUAGAUUCAGUUGAUAAAACAUUUACACAGAAAGCUAUUCAAGAAACUAAAAAUUCUGAGUUUAAAAAAGGUACUACUAGAGCCAAUCAGAUUACAAUAGGAAAAAGUAAAAUGAAGAAAACUAGGAAACGUAAGUUCAAGAAUGAAGAGUUUUCAGAGAAGAAGUAUAAUAGUGGUGAUAUAAAUCUUAAAGAUACUUGUGAUAAUAUUGUAAAUAAUCAACCCUGUGAUAUAACAUGCAUAUCCAGAACGGUGGACAAUUCAGUUCUAAGUGAUCAAAUGUUAAAAAAUGAAACAGACAUUGAUGUAGUGAAUGAUUCUGAUAAACAUCGAAACACACCAGUUUAUUCUAGUUCACCAAUUUCAAAUGUAACAAAGCCAUACAAUGAUAAUCGAAUUCUUCCACAAGAGUCUGAUGAAAUGAAGAAUGCUGUAAUUCAAAACAAUGAAGUAAUAUCAUAUUGGUCUUCAAAUGAUGAUAAUCAAAUGACUGGUUUAAGCAAUGAAUCAACGGAAAUAAAUGAUCUAGCUAACAUCAACGAUACAGUGAAGCGUGGUGAUGAUUUGGAAGUAAAGCUGAAAUCAGACGAAACAGUCAGUCACCCAAACAAAUCAGAUAACUUAUCACUAAAUAUUACGUUACAUUCAAAUAAUUCAACACUAAUGAGAGAUUCAAAUACAGUUAAUGGUCAAAGUGACAGACAUUCCGUUAGUGAUAUCUUGAAGGGUUCUUAUUGUGAUGAUCAGCAAAUGUCUAUACGUUUUGCACGACCAAAUACAAGACUAUUGAGGGAAAUUAAUAAAAGUUGCUCUACUAAUACUUGUAGUAAUCCAUUUAGUCCCAAAAUAACUUCAUUUUCUGUUGAGACAUGUCCUGCAUUAAAAUCUGAACAGGAUGAAGAAACAAAUAAAACUAGCAAACGAAUUUGGAUGGAUAAUCCAGCUAGUACAAGUUUUGAGUCAGCUAAAUCAAUGGUUACACGUAGAACAAAUCGAGAUCAGAAUCAUAGUUUCAAUAUGAACUCAAAAGUUCGAACUGAUCAAUGCUCAAAAUCCACUGAAACCAUGAAAAAUAACAAUGAUAAAGUAGAAAAUUAUACUAAAAAAAUAAGUCAAAAUAUAUCAUCAAAAGGCAAGUGGAUUAGUCCUCAUAUGGAUUUUGAUCGACAUGAUGAGUUCACUAACGAUUAUGAAAGUCUUGAUAAAUUUGCAUCAACUAACAAGAAAUCACGUAAAGCAAACCGGAAGAUUGUAAAAAGUCAUCGAAAUAAAUGUACACUGAUUAACAACUUAGAAUUAAACAGUGAAAUUAAUAAAUCUCCCGCAAACUGUCCAGAAAGUCAUCCUGAAAGUCUUACUGACAAACAAUUUAAUAUAUGUUUACAACCCAAGUGUAAUUCCAAACUAGAUAGUGAUGCUACAUCACGUUCUGCAUCUACACGAGAAAUAUCCACUACAAGAAUCCCGACAACAAUAUCAUUAAAAUCUGGUUUCUUUGAAAAACAUCAAACAAUUCCUUCCUAUAAGGAAACUCAACUAGAUUGCACUGAUCAGAAUAUCUUCCAUACUUCCGAUCAUCAACAAUCUAAUCAUAGACCAGAUAUUGGGAGUCUUUCCAUAUCCACCACAUUGAUUGAUUGUGAAACUUUAUAUGACCGAAAUGCUGAGAAUUGUUCAACUACUGAACAUUCAUCAGUUACAUCAGUAGAAUAUACAAAGCGAAAGACUGAUGCUCCAGUCAGAUUGGAAUCAACACACACAGAUAAUGAUGAUUCAUGUUUAUUCGGGAAUAAAUUUGAUACCGAAGCAACUGAGCAAUCUAAACUCUCGUUAACUGAUCUAUCAUAUCAAAUGAAGUACUUAAAUAAUUCUUCCACUGAUAUUCAACAAGAGAUCCAAAAGAGUGAAUCAUCAGUAAACAAUCUGAAUACUAACAAUCAAUACAAUGAAAAUGAUAUAUUUAAGAAAAAUUUUAUCAAUCAAUCAGAAUAUGUUUAUCAUACAGGGAAUGAUAAGAACAUGGAUAAAAGUAAUUAUGAUCAACAUUUAAUGUAUCAUCAGUAUCAUGAUAAACAUAGUCCUCAACAUAAUUUUUCAGAGCAUACAAAACACCAACAAGCAUAUAAAUCAGAAAAUAUUCAUGUUUUACGCAAAUCUCUCAUGAUAAAUCAACAUGAAAACUUAGGUAAAAUACCAACUUACUCUAAAAGAAGUAACAACAGUAUUCAUGAUCGAGUAAACUCACUACCUAAUAUAUUCAAUUGUGAAAGAUUAACAAAUGACUCAUUUAUCACUAAUGAAAACUGUUUAAAGUGUAAGAGAGAGCAAGUAAUGUCAAAAAAUAUGACUCGUGAAGCUGACUUACAUAGAAGAGAAGUUAUUACUAGAAAAAAUCAAUCACAGAGAAGACAAUGUCGAUCACUACCAUACCUAUUAUUCUUACCACCUCUUAUAUUUCUUUUCUUAUUGUCAUUAUUAUGUAUAUUUAUUCUACCCGACUGUCCUUUAUUCCAACUUUGGUUCAGAUGUAAUGAAAAACAUCCUAAUGGUGAGUGGAUUUACAGUCCGUUUGUAUUAUUCAAUGUACGCGAUCCACCAAUUUAA
This is a messenger RNA of Schistosoma turkestanicum, 8016 nucleotides long. The record is from the annotation of a GenBank genome assembly. Lineage: Eukaryota; Metazoa; Platyhelminthes; Trematoda; Strigeidida; Schistosomatidae.